This is a messenger RNA of Hydra vulgaris (swiftwater hydra), 2887 nucleotides long. Its product is annotated as apoptosis-stimulating of p53 protein 2. Gene Ontology annotation, molecular function: p53 binding. Gene Ontology annotation, cellular component: nucleus. Gene Ontology annotation, biological process: regulation of apoptotic process. NCBI's taxonomy places the organism in Eukaryota, Metazoa, Cnidaria, Hydrozoa, Anthoathecata, Hydridae. The record is from RefSeq and is a predicted model, not a curated record.
GAAUGCUGCUGUUAUAAUGGGUGCUGCAAACAAUACAUUUGGAAAUCUAAUGAAUGUAAAUAAUUUUUUUUUUGGCUAACCAUAUUCAAUAAUGAGCAUGAUGGUGCAGAAACAGGGUUUCCAGCGUGCUCAGUUGACACUCCAGGAAGUGCAAGAUCUUGCAGAUCGUCAACGCCAACAAAUCCUUUACAACAGCCAGGAAAUUAUGGAGAAACAAAAACAACUAAUGAGAAUGCACACAGACUUUAAAACACGCUUUAAAAUUCAAAAUGGAUCUCAAUCUAUGUCUGAAGAUAUGAUUCCUACUGGUCCAUCUGCAACUGGAUUGAAACAGGCACGCAUUUCUUCCCCUCAGUCAACUGCGCAAAGUCCUAGCACCCCAGAAAUUAAACCUGAAAAAGAACAAUAUGCAAGAAUGCUUAGACAAACUUAUCAAAAUAUGGGUAAAAUGCAAAAUAGAAAUCAACUUCUGCAUGAUUUGAACAUAAAGAAAUUUACUAAUAUUGAGUUAGGUUAUGAACUUAAUAAAGUUCGAUCUAUCUUUGCUUCAAAACAAAAUGAGUUAGCUGAAGCAGUUAAAAAGGUUGAUGUGUUAACUCAUCAAUUAGAUAGUCGUAGAAAUAGUGCAUCUGGAGCAUCUGUACCAACACCUGAACGUAUUAACAGAAGAAAAAAGAUUCAAGCUGCAAAGGAUGAAGUGGAUCGAUUACGAAAUGAACUUAUAGUACGGAAUGAAAUGAGCUCUCAGCAAAGUCAUCAACUUCAGCUUCAACGAGACAUUAUACUAGAAAAAAAAGCUGAGCUGCGAGAGCUUAAUAAUCGUAUGAAUGAACUUGGCAAUGCUUUAAAAAAUCAAAAUAAUCAACCUGGAAAUCAGAAAGAAAUAGAUGUUUCAAAAGAUAAUCAGCAGUUACGUUUUAAUGACACUUAUUUGCAAGAUACUUUAAAUCGAAAACGCUCAGUAGGAAACAAACCUACUGUAGUUGACAUAAAUUCGAAUAUAGUUGCUACUGAAAAGGAAUCAUUAAACAAAAAUUCUGUUGAGCAAGUAUCAAAAACUUUGUCAGCUGACACUCCUUUACCUCUAGAGGAAUUUAAAAAGAAUUUAUCUACAUUUAAAUUACCCAAACCCUUACCACCUCAACGUACAACUCCUGUCUCUAUUGUUGAAAAAAAGGAAAUUCCUAUAUAUACCACUAAAAGUAAUGAGGAAAAUAUUACAUUGCUUCGCCAGGAUAUAAAAGGUGAGUUACUAGAAGACAAAAAGUCUAUCAACAUUACACCUCUAAAUAGCUUGACUAACUCAACUCCAUAUUCUGAUUUAUCACUCUCAUUUGAUUCAGACAAAAUUGUCAUAAAGUCAAAUGAUUCAGCUCUAAAUUCAAUUAUAAAUAAAUCUGAUGAUAGUUCUAAACAUAUAGUACCUGUUAAACCAACCUUGUCAGUUAAACCAAUGAUGGAAAACAACAAUCUUGAUAAAAUUGAUGAUAGCAAUGCAGCAUAUUAUGUGAAACCGUUAAAUGAUAUAACUGUUUCUGAAUAUAACAAAGAAAUUUUUAUUCCUCAGCCUGAUUAUCCUAAUGACUUCCCUAGUGAACCUGACGGAUUUGAACUUUCUUUCGCUGAUAUUGAUGAAAUUAAUGAAACUCAAACAGAUCUUUGGACUGGAAGCUUGAUUCCUCAAUCACCAUACGAUAGUGAGUCUGAUGAUUUUGAAAAUGUUCCUGUUCCAUUAAUUAUAAGCUUACCUCCUGAGAAAAUGCCUCCACCCAUUCUUAUGAAACCUGAUAAACCUAGAAAACCUAAACGUAAACUAGUGCUAGACCCUUUUGCAUUGUUGCUUGAUUCUGCAUUAGAAGGAGAGUUAGGAUUAGUUAAAGAAAUUUUGAACCAGGUUCCUAAUCCAAGUCGUGCUAAUCCUGAAGGUAUCACUGCUUUACACAAUGCUGUAUGUGGUAAUCAUAAAGACGUUGUACGUUUCCUUGUUGAAGUUGGUUGUGAUAUCAAUUCAGCUGACAAUAAUGGAUGGACUCCUUUGCACUGUGCCGCAUUUUAUAAUGAUACUGAGUUAUGCAGGUUUCUUGUUGAACACGGUGCUUCAGUAUUUGCAAUGACCUACACUGAUUAUCAAACACCUGCACAUAAAUGUUCUCAACUUGAUGACAACUAUGAUAAUUGCUUUGGUUACUUGCAUGAGUGUAAAGAAAAUGUUGGACGUAUAAAUGGUGGACUUGUUCACGCUCUCUUUGACUAUACAGCUGAGAGCGACGAUGAACUAAGUUUUUAUUGUGGUGACACGCUCACUGUUUUAAAAAGAGGUGAUAAUAAUGAAAAAGAAUGGUGGUGGUGUCGCAAUAAAAAUGGAGAAGUUGGAUAUGUUGCGUGUAAUUUAGUUGGCAAUUUUCCUCGUAUUGCAGCAGAAGUUUGAAUUUGUCUACCUUAAUUUCUCAAAGAUUAUAAUCUUUAAGAAAGUUCCAAUAAUAAUGGAUUUUAAUAAGUUUAACGAAGAGCUCGUUAAGGUUUUUGAGAGAUCAUAAGGUUGCAUUCGCGGUUCAAAACAAUGAUAUCGAGGAAUCGUAAAAAUAUCGAGGAAUCGUAAAAAUAUCGAGGAAUCGUAAAAAGAUUUGCACUGUAUGAUAAGCUGCAAAAUUGUGACGGAUGCAAUUAAUGGCAAACGAAUCAAAUUUUCAAAUAAAUAAAUUUAUACAUUUUUAAAUAUUAAAUUUAUUUAGUAAUCUUUGUUAUGUUUUUACUUCAAAGUUUUGUAAUAUGAUUUUAUUUUUAUAUUGUUGUAAAUACCUGUAGUAAUUGUACAUAUGGCAUGAACUCGUUUUAGGUUCUGGUAUGUAAAGUUGUUUUUAUUAAAUAACAGUUAUAGAGAUGUUUA